Messenger RNA from Chara braunii, 1501 nucleotides. The record is from the annotation of a GenBank genome assembly. NCBI's taxonomy places the organism in Eukaryota, Viridiplantae, Streptophyta, Charophyceae, Charales, Characeae.
CGAGCACCGCUCCUGCCCCCGCGGUUCCUAGCCUCUUGAGAUAGAAGUGGGAGAAAUGCACUCCCGCUCGCUGUUAGAAUAAUCAGCAGGUCGACGUUUGGCCUUCCCAACUCUCUGAGUUGGCGAUUAUAGACCAUGGCUCGUCCUGCUAUUCGUUUCACCCCUUUUGGAGCAAGGGUUGUAAUGUCCUUGUGCAUAGCUAUCCCCACAAUUGCCUUUUUUGCACGCCUGCGGACUGUGGAGGAUGUUCGUCGACCCUAUCCAACGUCAGGCAUGUUGGAAGAGACCCCUGCCUCGUCAUCUGCCCUUGGAUCGCUGAUUGCUGGCCGGCUCGUGUAUUCACCCAGUCAAGAAAUUGCCCGCCUUAUUGUGUCAAUCUUCUUGAGUUUCUCUUUGCAGUUUUGGAACUUGCAGCAGUUUUAUAAAGGCGAAAGAACGGAGGACUCCCUAGGGGCAGGAGCUUGCUGCUGCGAUCCACUUUUUCAGAGAGCAGGAAGUCAGGUCGCGCACGGCAAGAUGGCCAAAGAGUCUUUCGAUUUCGCGGCAAGGAGUGGAGGUGGAGGAGGAGGAGGAGGAGGAGGAGGAGGAGUUGAUAAGAAUGGCAUGCCGGUCGAGAAGGCGAUGCCUCGAAAACGUAUGUACCGCGCUCGGGCCCAUAGCAACCCUCUCAGCGAUUCCCAGUUUCCGGUGCCUUUGUCUCCGGCGGAGGUAGAUUGGUCGGAACAUUUUCCGUCCUUCUUCUCAAAGGUACCGGGAGCUGGCCUAGAAGGACCGAACCAGGAGAAGAGCAACAACGAAGGUGGCGAGGCAUCAAAACCGAAGGCUGGGAUGCGAGAUGUCGUCGUCGUAGGAACCGACGGUCAGCCUCCACCUGCUGUGCGAUUCGCAGACAUUGGCUGCGGAUUUGGCGGGCUUCUUGUCAAGUUGUCGCCCAUGUUUCCGGACACGCUAAUGGUCGGGAUGGAGCUUCGGGACAAGGUCACAGAGUACGUGAAGGAGCGGAUCGCCGCCCUCAGGGUGCAGAAUCCGGGAAGGUUCGACAACAUCUCGGUGAUCAGAACGAAUGCGAUGAAGUACCUGCCCAACUAUUUCCGGAAAGGGCAACUCACGAAGAUGUUCUUUCUGUUUCCUGAUCCUCAUUUCAAAGAGAAGAACCAUCGCCGCCGCAUCGUCAAUCAAGGGCUGCUAGCGGAGUAUGCCUAUGUGAUGAAGGAGGGAGGGUUGCUUUAUACGGUGACGGACGUGGAAGAGCUGGGCGAUUGGAUGAAGAGGAAUCUGGAUGCACAUCCCUUGUUCGAGAGGCUUUCCGAUGAAGAGGUAGCGAACGACAAUGUAGCAGUUUUGCUGAAAAAUGUGACAGAGGAAGGGCAAAAGGUGGAGAGAAAUGAGGGGCAGACAUUUCAUGCUGUGCACAGGCGGAUACGAGCAGAGCCGCUGGCUUAGCCUCUGGCAGCACAUAGGGGUAUUUUUUUAACUCUUACGCAAAUUCCAUAAACCCCUG